GCAUAUGCACCACACAUGGCCGGUCUGUGGGAAGCCAAUAUAAAAUGCAUAAAAGCCCAUUUACAUCGCGUGUUAGGGAACGCACACUUAGUAUUUGAAGACCUCUAUACAAUUUUAGUUCAAAUUGAGGCCUUACUAAACUCACGUCCCUUAACCCCACUCUCGACUGACCCACGUGACAUGAGACCUUUGACCCCGGGGCACUUUUUGGUAGGACGACCGAUGACUGCUUUGCCCUCGCCUCCGCUUGUCGACGUUAACCAGAACCGUCUCACUCGUUUUGAAAGGCUGGAGCAGUUACGCCAACACUUUUGGGCCAGGUGGCACAAGGAGUACAUUACUGAACUUCAACAACGCACCAAGUGGCGCACGUCUAAGGGUCAACAACUAAAAAAGGGAGCAUUAGUCCUCAUUAAAGAAGAAGGACUCCCGCCGAUGAAGUGGCGACUGGGCCGCAUCACAGAGAUAUAUCCAGGGAGCGACGGAAUCGCCAGGGUCGCGGAUAUCAACACUGCAAGAGGAGUGAUACGCCGUGGCUUCAACCGCAUCUGCCCGUUGCCUACCACUGACAUCGACGAGUUGAAAGUUAACCCUUUCAACGCCGGGGGGCAUGUUCGGGAUUCUUCGGAUGUCCUCCCCACCUCUAAGAGGACAACGGCCAACGCUGCAAGCCCAGAUUGCAUACGACAUUGACGCGCUCGCACGUACUUGCGUCCUUCUUAAAAUUUUGAUUAAAAU
Molecule: messenger RNA, 738 nt
Organism: Cydia fagiglandana
Lineage: Eukaryota; Metazoa; Arthropoda; Insecta; Lepidoptera; Tortricidae
Exons: 1
Coding region: 16-693 (225 amino acids)
Source: RefSeq, a predicted model, not a curated record